Molecule: messenger RNA, 2217 nt
Organism: Physcomitrium patens
Lineage: Eukaryota; Viridiplantae; Streptophyta; Bryopsida; Funariales; Funariaceae
Source: RefSeq, a predicted model, not a curated record
CCGUCCUGAAAUGGCAGCGGUUGGCCAUUGUGCCGCGAGGGAGGCCGUCUUCUCAUGCCAGCACUCUCGCUCUGACCAGGCAUCUCUUCGGCAGCGCGAGCUCGUCCGUGAUUCAUCCCUUUCACAGCACUCUUCUCCGCCGCCCUCCUCUUCUUAUCUUCCUCUCCAAUCUCUCCCACGCUCGGUUUAGAACAAUUCCAGACCGUGACUGCGUCGACCAGUCACUCGCAGCUUGCAUAGUCGUGAAAAUCCGCGGUUGAUUGAUCGAGAGACGGCGAUUUUUCCGUGAUAUGAUGCAUUGGUGACGAGUGCGAAGAAGCACAUGCUAGUUUCUUAUUGUCGGAGGAGGAGGAGGAUUUCACUGCAGCUCUGUUUUCUAUGAGGGAGCUUACAUGCAUACUGGGAAGUUUGUAGCAUUUACUUCAUCGGAGUUUUCUUGUUCGUCGCAUUCUGUUUGGCUCUGGAGCUGUACACGUGUUAUGCUUGCAGAUGACAUCCAGGGGUUGCGUUCUGCAUGAAGAUUUUAUGUGCAACUUGAGCCGCACAGUUAUUCCUUGAACUUGCUCAAGUAGAAAGAACAUCGGAAAGCACAGGAACAGGAAAAGCAAGUGCGACAAAGGGGGACACAUUGUCGUACGUUUAUGCUCCAAAUGACAAGCAGACAGAGCUUUCAAAGUUUACGAAUCCUGCUCCUCCUGUUGAGCUGCGCAGGUUCAGAUAAAUUUUGGCACACAUGUAUGGUAGGCCCUUCACUGGCUGACGAUUGUCGGGGAUCAAAUGGAGCCAGGGACAGUUCAAUUCCCAUGGAUUUUCACCAGAGUAUCUUUGGACAUGUUAAAUCCAAAGAGAGCUGUGCUCACACUGUGAACGACUGGGAACGGCGUCCAUACAGUUUCUCCAUUAUCGAUUUUGGUGCUGUAGGGGAUGGCACGACACUUAAUACACAUGCAUUUGAGAGGGCCAUGUUGUCCCUUAGUAACUAUGCUGAUAAAGGAGGUGCAGAAUUGUACAUUCCUGCGGGAAGGUGGCUUACUGGAAGUAUUAGGUUAAUAAGUCAUCUCACGUUAUUCCUGGAAAGCGGAGCUACAAUCCUUGGAUCAGAGGACUUUAACGACUACCCACUCAUUCCAGGAUUACCAUCAUAUGGUCGAGGUCGUGAGCUGCCUGGUUCACGAUACAGUAGUCUCAUCAAUGGCGAUGGUCUCGAGGAUGUUAUCAUUACAGGUAAUAAUGGAACAAUUGAUGGACAAGGAGCGGUAUGGUGGAGUUCAUUUCGCAGCAAAACAUUGGAGCACACCCGAGGCCAUUUGUUAGAGCUUAUAGAAGCACAAGAUAUCUUAAUUUCAAAUCUUACUUUUCAAAACUCGCCAUUCUGGACCAUCCAUCCGGUCUAUUCCAAGAAUGUAGUGGUGAAACGCGUAACCAUCUUGAAUCCACUGAAUUCUCCGAAUACAGACGGUAUUGACCCAGACUCUAGCCAAUAUGUCUGCAUUGAAGACUGUUACAUUAGUGUUGGUGACGAUGCGAUUUCUAUCAAAAGCGGAUGGGAUCAAUAUGGAACAGGCUUCGGGAUGCCUAGCAAAUAUAUUCGAAUUCAACGCGUAGUUGCAUUCUCGCAUACUAGUGCUGGAAUUUCAUUCGGCAGUGAAAUGUCUGGGGGCAUCUCUGACAUCGAGGUUGAUGACAUGGUCAUCACUAAUUCCAGAUGGGGUGUGCGCUUCAAAACUUCAGUGGGACGAGGAGCAUACAUAAGGAAUGUCACAGUGAAUAACAUAGUAAUGCAUACGGUCAGGACUGCGAUCGCUGUCAUGGGCAAUUAUGGAGAACAUCCCGAUGAAAAUUGGAACCGAACUGCGUAUCCAGUCAUUGAGAAUAUUCUUGUGGGGAAUAUUGUGGGUGAAAACAUCACACAGGCAGGUCUUCUGCUGGGGUUACCAGACGCACCUUUUCAUGACAUCCACCUCACCAAAGUAGUCCUUGAUACUCGCACAACAAAGCAAGGUCCUUGGAAUUGCUCAUGGGUAACUGGAUUCUAUAACUUUGUAUUACCUAAGCCAUGCCCUGAGCUGACUAUGGAAAAUUCGAAUGGCUAGGACGAGCUUGUAAAAACCUUGUAAAUAUACACCCUGGCAUGCUGCAUGACGUUUUGUAGAGACUACACGAUUAUACAGCAUGUAAUUGAAUUUAAAUUUAUGAAAGCUCUCAUGAUGUGGCAUA